This is a messenger RNA of Poecilia latipinna (sailfin molly), 3180 nucleotides long. It is a transcript of the gene hcrtr2, whose product is annotated as hypocretin (orexin) receptor 2. Lineage: Eukaryota; Metazoa; Chordata; Actinopteri; Cyprinodontiformes; Poeciliidae. The record is from RefSeq and is a predicted model, not a curated record. Gene Ontology annotation, biological process: G protein-coupled receptor signaling pathway; circadian sleep/wake cycle process; feeding behavior. Gene Ontology annotation, cellular component: plasma membrane. Bases 161 to 1429 code for a protein of 422 amino acids. The transcript has 7 exons. Gene Ontology annotation, molecular function: orexin receptor activity.
AGGGAGCUAUACACCAUCAUCAUUCUGACGAGGUCGUUGGAGUACGCUACCAUCGCUCCACGGUUCCGCGUCUUGGUUACCAAUCGGCACAACAACCUCCGAUCAGCGCAGACGCGCGGUCCCUUCGCCGCAUUUCAGAGCGUAUAUAUUAACUCGAAGCAUGUCAAAAAUCACGGAGAAAGCAAACUGUGACGACUGUAACUAUCCCGCCCACGGGGGAAAUGACACGGGAUCGCGCGUGCAUUCCACCAUGGAUGAGGACGACGAACUUCUGAGAUACAUUUGGACCGAUUACUUACACCCAAAGGAGUACGAGUGGGUUCUAAUAGUGGCUUACAUAGUUGUGUUCUUUGUGUCACUGAUCGGAAACUCGCUUGUUUGUUUUGCAGUGUGGAAAAAUCGUCACAUGCGCACAGUGACCAACUACUUCAUAGUAAACCUCUCCCUGGCUGAUGUGCUGGUCACCAUCAUUUGUCUGCCUGCGAGUCUUGUGGUUGACAUCACAGAGACUUGGUUUUUUGGUGAAACUCUUUGCAAAAUUGUCCCCUAUCUCCAGACCAUCUCUGUUUCGGUGUCUGUUUUGACACUGAGCUGUAUUGCUCAAGACCGCUGGUACGCUAUCUGUCACCCGCUUAAGUUCAAGAGCACGGCCAAGAGAGCUCGCAAAAGUAUCAUUGCCAUCUGGGUGGUGUCGUGCAUCAUCAUGAUACCACAGGCCAUUGUGAUGGAGUGCAGCAGCCUGCUGCCUGAACUUACAAACAAAACCAGCCUGUUCACAGUCUGUGAUGAACACUGGGGAGCUGAGGUCUACCCAAAAGUCUACCACACUGGCUUCUUCAUUGUCACAUAUUUUGCUCCAUUAUGUCUCAUGGUCCUGGCUUAUAUUCAGAUUUUUCACAAGCUGUGGUGCCAACAGAUUCCUGGAAACACAUCGGUGAUUCAGAGGAAUUGGAGGACUAUCCAGUGCUCAGGUCCAAGUUCAGGAUCGGGAGAGUCUGGAGGGGUGAAGACGAGCACAGUUUCCGCUGAGAUCAAACAAAUCAGAGCCAGACGCAAAACAGCUCGCAUGCUGAUGGUUGUGCUCUUUGUGUUUGCUCUCUGCUACUUACCGAUCAGUGUGCUCAAUAUCCUGAAACGGGUUUUUGGCACCUUUAAGAAUACAAACGACCGAGAAACAAUAUAUGCAUGGUUCACUUUUUCACACUGGCUAAUAUACGCAAACAGUGCAGCAAAUCCUAUCAUCUAUAAUUUUUUGAGUGGCAAGUUCCGUGAGGAGUUUAAAUCAGCAUUUUCUUGCUCUUGUUACGGGCAACAGCAAGACAACAGCACGAGGAUGAGGACGAGAGCAAACAGAGACAGCCGAAAGUCCAUGUCAACCCAAGUUAAUAAUGUGGACAACUUGUCACGGCUGUCAGACCAGAUUGUGUAGAUAUUAAAUACACGUGAGAGGUUUAAAUAUCCAUCUCAAGGACAUGGAGAUGGCAAAGAAUCACACUGAAGAAUGUAAAAACUCUCUAAGGACUUGUUACAAAAAACAAUUAUUUUCUGGAGACUGUGAUAAAAUCUGUUUAAUUUUAAAGGCUGGAUUUCUAUGAACUGUAAAUGACACAUUAAUGUUCAGUGUUGUUUUUUUUGGGGGGGGGGGUUUCCGCUACAGAUCCACUAUUUUCCAUAUUUAAACUGCGUUGACUUUAAAAAUAUAUUUUGUUUCAGCAAUCAAUGUAUUUAUUUAUUUACCUAUUUAAUUAUUUAUUCUGCUCUAGUAGAGGAGUUGUGGCUGAAAAGAUCAAGUCCCUUGCUGCUCAGAAAACCUCAAUGAGUUUUGCUGGUAAAAGACUGCAGAUGUGAGAUAAGAUUGAAUGAAAAUAUGGAAAAAUAUAAAGGUAAUAAAUAAUUAAAAUUCCCAAAUUACAGUAUUAGUGACGGUGGUAAACUUUGAUUUGGCUUACUUUGUUAACAGCAGUACUAAAGUUCACCUUUUAGCCAGAACAUGCAAACCACAGAAGUCAAAUUUUUGAAUCUUAAACUAUGUAAAAUGGCAAUUUCCUACUUUAUGGGAAUAAUAUUUUGUGUGAAUGUUUCAGGGUAUUUUGAGAUAGUCUUAUUAACUUAUUGUGUGAGCAUGAUAAUGUAUCCUCCAGUAUGUCAGGCUGCUAUAGAAAGAAAAAUCUAUUAGCAGGCAGGUUGCAGGGCAGAAGUGUUUACACCCCCUGAAGUGUGCAUACUUUCAAACCAAAAAACAAAAAUUAUAUGUUUUUCAAAUAUGUCUUUGUAUAAAAAAAAUUGGAAGGUGGUUAGAGAACAUAAACCAAAAGCUUAAUCAAAAUCAGGGACAAAGUAAGAAGGCCAUGUCUAACAUUUUAAGUUUUAUCCUAAACUUACUAAGACAUGGCAGUUUAUUUAAACUUACAUAGAUCCAGAUCGUGUAGAGAAUUAUUAUUAUUAUUGUGUUUUUUUUAUUGUUCCAAGGUAAAAAAUGUUUUCUGUCGGGAAACAUUUUACAAAAAUUAGUGUAAAAACAAUCAAGUGAAGGAUUGAUUGUCAUGCAUCGUUUUGUUCUUAGGGAUAUUAGAUAAAUUCACAAAAUAAUGAAAUGAAUUAUUGCUUAAUCAAAGUUAUUCAGUUUUGCAAUCACUGCAUCUGUUGAAAUGUCAACAGGUUACAACAAUCAUGUUGUAAUCAAAGAAAACAAAGAUGAAAAUUAGCUUUGAAGGACCUGCUUCACGUCUGUUCAUUGACUUGUGCUGGAUUGUGUUUCUGACCAGCUAAACUAUUCAAGGUUUGCUUUGUUGAAAGUAAUUGUGGACACUAUUGGUGUUUCUUGUUUGUUUUGUAUUUAUUAUUGUGAUUAUUUUUGCAAUGUUAAAGUUAUAGGUUUGAAAAAAUUAAUUUAACAUUUUGAUCAUCUGAUUGAAAACUAUGGAGUUUUGAUGUUACUGAAGUAUUAAUUUGAAGUAUUACUAAUUUUGCUUCUUCCAUGCAGAUGUACCUUCUUACUUGGUUUGAAAUGUUGUGUCUUGUUUUUAUUUGUUAUUGUUUGUAAUCUAAACAGGGAUAUUGUGGUUGUUAAUUUGUUCUAUGGGUUUUUUUAAACAUUCUUCAUUACAGUUGACAUCUGCAAUCAAAGUGCUUAAACUGUAUGUGAUUGAUCAAUAAAUUAUUUUUUCAGUGUGCAAUAUA